This is a messenger RNA of Planococcus citri (citrus mealybug), 3937 nucleotides long. RefSeq lists its product as uncharacterized. The coding region runs from base 2258 to 3661 and encodes 467 amino acids. The transcript has 9 exons. The record is from RefSeq and is a predicted model, not a curated record. NCBI's taxonomy places the organism in Eukaryota, Metazoa, Arthropoda, Insecta, Hemiptera, Pseudococcidae.
AUCCGGUUUAAAGGAAAAUUUUCAAAAUUUUUGAUAAUUUUUUAAUCAAGUCUUUCGAUGUACUUUUUUUUGUGUGGCGUUAUUUUUUCGCAAUAUUGUUCAUUAGAAAUAAUAUGUGCUUCUAUAGUUAUCGAAGUACAUAUUUUCUGUUGGACAAUCUCAGACUUAAAACCUGCUGUAUAACGUUGCUCGAAAACCGCAAUCGUUGUAUCUAGUAGAACGAUUCACACAAGUUACAUUUUCAUAAACGAAAUACUCGUAGGUACUUCAAGUGACUCGAAAAACACCUACACAAAUACGAGCUGACGUAGAUUUAAUUUUUAAAGCAAUCGAUGAAUUGGUAAAUCUUGAAUAUCCGAGUUGAAAAAACUACGCAAAAAAUUUUGAAAACCGACGCGACACUUUAUUGACGUAUAUACCUACAUGGCUACAUAUUAUGUAAUUAUGUAUACUACCUUGAUUAUACAUACAUAUAGUACUUGGGUAUACUGUAAACGGUUACAUAUAGGUGGGUACUCGGAACUUGGCAAAAAUAUGGAAAACUCACCUCAUAUAGGUAGUUUCAUUGUGUAUAAUCUUGUCAAGUACGUACAAUCGAAAAUGGCGAAUUUUUUAAACAAUCGAAGUUAAAGUUGCUUAACCUUUUUUUUUAUAUCAGAAAUAACAAUUAGUGGAGUGUAAGUACUUAACUAAGUACAUCUACAUAUUUCCUUAGGGUUCAUAAAUUUAGUAUGUAGGUAAUUUAGUGGAUUACGUCUGUAUAGACCGGGUGAAUUCUAAUAUUUUUCUUCAAGGCAAGUAAGUAACCCUGUUUUUUAAAAAGUUUUUAAGGGGUUCAAAACAUCAAACACGCAGAAUCUCGCUACUCAAUUGUUUUUUAAUUUUUUUUUCAACCCUCGCUAACUCACCAUAUACUUAACUUUAAUGGUCAAUUUUUACCAAAAGUUUCUUCUCACAAUGUAUUAUAUGAGAAACGACCAAAUUCGUUAAUUUUCUCCAUAUUUUAUAAUUUUAUUUAAAAAAAUAUAGUCGCGAAGUUUUAUUUUGGGAACUACUACCUGCCUUUUCGGGCGACCGAGACUAAUGUCAACUUGAAAUAGAUUAUUCCAUAAUUUCACUUUUCAGUAAUAUUUAGUAGGUUUUGUUUUAUUGUUCUCUCUUUUUUUUUUUUUUUAGAGUUUUGCAAUUUUUUUGCAGAAAUUUGACUCUGAAAAAAGUUUUUGUUUCCCAACUUCAAUCUAAUUUGGGUGAGGAACGCUAUCGAGGGGAGUCGAAACAAAAAAUGAUAGCGAUUUUCGAAUUCAGCGCAAAAUUUUAACGAUUUUGAUGAAUUAGAACGACAUUUUUGGACAAAUUAACAUUUCUGAUUUCAGUAGAGAAGACUGGUGGUAGCCGGUAGGGCGAGUGAGCACGUGACAUCACACAAAACAAUGGGUAGGUACCUACCUAAACCUAUAUCGGCUAUGUCACACAACAUUUUACUCUUUUUUCAAAAUUACGUCAAAAUUUUGAUGCUAUUUGUACUCCUAAUGGUUUUUCGAAUCCCAUAAAGAAAAAAUUGAUAGUUGUAAAUAGGUACAUAAUUAUCAUGAAAAUGUUUAGGUAGGUAACUUCUGGAUUUUUUUUCAAAUGUUUCAAAUUGUAGUUUCGAAUUUAGGCAAGGUUUUGAAAAUUUUGCUUUCAUGUGGGUGGACACUUUCGGAUUCUUACCAUUUUAAGAAAUGAUCACUCCUUACUGGGCAAAAAACCAGUAAUUUUCAAAAUUGCCAAUUUGUAUCUAAUCUAAAAAAAAAACUUGAGGUGACCACAUUUGGGCGUUUUACUUUAUUGAAAAAUAUCAUAGAAAAUUAGCUCAUCAUUUGGAAUGUAACUAAGAAAGCUUAUUUGAUUCAGAUCAACCAACCGGAACGGAACUUUGAUGAGCAGAAUUUGUACCUCCCUGCUCCCUUUUUUGCAACAAAAAAUCGCUUUAAAAUGUGUGCUUGUUUUUUUCCUGAUAAUCGACGUCCGCUACAUUGUUCAAUAUUCAUAAGAAAUCAUACCUCCUAUUCUGUAAAAAAAAAAUUGAAAUGAAUAUCUGCUGUAUCGUUACCAUAAUCGCUUUGACGUAACGUUUUGAAUCAAGCAGAAUCUAUUUAACUUAUGCGUGCCACAUUUGCUUCGAAUCUUUAUUUCCCCCUCUAGAAUGACAUAUUUUCAUUUAAAUUGUGAGUUGUUAUAAGGUAUCUACUACCUACAUUCUGCAUUCCACAGGAAUAUGGAAACCUCAUUUCCCACAGUUUUCCUACUAGUGAUCUUUUCAAAAAUAAUAGUCUGCGAUGGAUUUUGUUCAAAGGACCCAGAAUGUCUAAAUUCAUUACCUGAAAAAAUAAAAUGGUGGAAAACCAAAGAAUAUGGCUUGGAGAUUUCCGGCGACGUUCGUGUAGACAAAAAGUUGGAAGGUUAUGAAGCAUCGACUCAAAUACAAGUGAAUAAAAUAGGACGUCCUCAAAUGAAAGCAUCAGUUAAUGACUUGAUUGUGAGAAAUCGGAAAAAUAAAGAUCCUGAUUUUACCAUCCAUAAAUUGGACCCCAUAUCAUACGUUUUCGCUGGGAAAAAAAUGUUGAUAACUUUUACAAAUGUGAAAAUAAUAAAUUUACACACUUAUGAUAACAAAACAUCGGAUUUCUCUCAAAAGGGUAUAUACGAACGGGGAGAUUAUAAUAUUGAUAAAGAGACUCGUGAAAAAAUACAAACUGCAAGUAAUGAUAAGACCAGAAAAGACCCAGUCCCGUCAUCAUUUAUAAACAGAAUAAAAAUGGAAAAUGAAGAACUAUACAUUCUAAAUAGAAGAGAUGUAAAAUGGACGAUCAAUAUUAAAGCUAAUUUUCUAUCCGUGAACCCUAAAACAAAAAAACCGCAGCCAAUUACUUUCGUAGCAAAUUUCAAAAUACAACCAGACAAACGAGAUGAAAAUGCUGCAGCCGAUGACCAAACUUUACGAUCAAAGGGUAGAGUCAAAAUUGAAUUUCAUAACCUUGAAUUCGGCACCCAACUCACGAUUACACACACUGAUGAUCCUCUCAGAGAGUUUUUUGACAGUAAAAUAAAAAGUGAUAACCUCGUUCCAGAUUUGAAUAUAGAUUAUAAAAUAGACGAGGUUAAAAUACUUGAAGACAGUAUAAAAUUAUUACCUUAUGACCAAGAUGACGAUUUUUCAAAAAAAAUGGACGAACGAGAGCACGUCAACUAUAAUGUGCCAGAACCAAAACCUGCAGUUGAAAAACAACCAUCUAAGGAGGACUCGGAGGAAAUACUAGAUACAAUAUCACCGUCAGUUGAAAAACCAAAAUACUUGGAAGACGAUGAAGAAAAAAAGAUGGUCGUGCAGCAUUUCAAAGUAUUAGCGGAUCUGGUUAUAACAAACACAAAAGAUUUUAGUAGAAGAAUGUGUAUCAAUUUAAUACCGAAAAUGGCUUGGAAAAUAAUGCAUAUGGAACACAAAAGGCAAUUACCAAACCUUUUCCAUGAAAUAAUAGCAUAUAAUGAUGAUUUCCAAGAAAAAGCACCCUUAGAACCGGUUCCUAGAUGGGCUUUUAUUUCCCAAGGUGUUAGUAUGCUUAAAGGAUGGGUCGGUUUGGUCAAAUUUCCAGAUCCGGUAUCAUUAGAUGAUGAGGAUUAAGAUUACUCAACAAAUAAUAUAGGUAUGUAUCGAUGUAAGGCUGGAUAUUUCAUGUGAAUAACCAUAAAAUGGAAAUUAUAAUAUUUUUAAGCAGAAGCACAGAAUUGACAUCAUUUGUGAUUAAUAAUUUAAAUAAAUGUAAUUACCAAAGCACGUGGCUCCAAAAUAACUUGAAAGUACUUCUAGUCGAAUCAGCAUGUUGACAUUAAGGUGCAGAGCAAAUUUCGGCUUUCUAAUUCCAUUUGGUGAAAUUUUUUGUUUCGAGUUACCUACAAC